This is a messenger RNA of Danio aesculapii, 792 nucleotides long. RefSeq names its product B-cell CLL/lymphoma 7 protein family member A-like. The record is from RefSeq and is a predicted model, not a curated record. Lineage: Eukaryota; Metazoa; Chordata; Actinopteri; Cypriniformes; Danionidae.
CGCAGGCGCACAAACCCCGCCUCUCUCCUGUGCUGUGUGCAUUCGCAUUGUGUCUAAACAGGCAGCGAGCAAAAAGAUAUUUUACCAACAGCAGUAAUGUCGGGCAGGUCGGUUCGAGCGGAGACGCGGAGCAGGGCGAAAGAUGACAUCAAGCGGGUUAUGGCUGCAAUUGAAAAAGUGCGGAAAUGGGAGAAGAAAUGGGUGACUGUUGGCGACACGUCACUGCGAAUCUACAAGUGGGUACCAGUGACGGAGCCCAAGUCAGAUGAUAAGAACAAAAACAAGAAGAAAGGCAAAGAUGACAAGUAUGGCUCUGAGGUCACGACCCCUGAGAACAGCUCCUCUCCUGGAAUGAUGGAUAUGCAUGAUGACAACAGUAACCAGAGCUCGAUUGCGGACUCUUCCCCAUUGAAGCAGGAGACCAGCAACAACACUAGUCCAGCACCUGAGCCCAUGGCCGCUUCUCAGAAUGACAGCAGUGACUUGAAAAAUGACCAGUAUCCUUCCAAACAGCCUUCAUCUGGUCUGGAUCAUAAGAGUGAACAAAACCACUGCUCAUCGGAGUCUAUAACAAGCAAAAGGGACAGCAAGUCACAGGGGGAUUCAGAAAGCUUUUUAGACUCUUCCAAAUCGGCCCAGGAAUUGGAAGAUGGUGCCCCUCCAAGCAAAAAGGGAAUCGACUCUUCCUCUGAAGAAAGUUAACUGUCCUGACAGCCGUCAAGCAUUUGCGAUCCCAGUCUCUUAUCCCGAAACACACAACAUAAAGGAGUUUCUUCUUCAGUUCUAGACUCU